AUGGCUUCCAGAUCAGUUCCAGACAAGAUGAAGGGUUUCCUUUCUGCUGAGAGGUACGCAGUGAUUGGAAGAGUGAUGAGCGAUAGGUCACGAUGGGAUAACAGGAUCCUUAGGUGGUAUCAAACUCGUCAAUUUCCUGUUGUAGGUGUACGACCUGAUAAAGCUUCGGAGGAAAUUGAAGGUCUAGAACUUAUCACUGAUCCAACUUUAAUACCUCAACUACCGAAGACGAGUAUAUCAAUAAUAAUCAAUCCCUUAAUCGGCUUAUCAAUCCUGAAAUCGCUUUUUCCUCAACCACCACAACCUGAUGUUGAACCAAGAGCUGUAUGGUUCCAACCUGGUGCAGAUGAUGCAUCCAUCUGGCAAUAUGUGAAAGAAAGAGGAAUAGAAGAUAAAGUCAUUGGAAGAGGCGCUUGUGUGUAUAGGGAUGGCGAUGAUGUCUUGGAUCAAAUCAAGAGAGAUAAAGGGAGAUUGUAG
Messenger RNA from Kwoniella shivajii, 477 nucleotides. RefSeq lists its product as uncharacterized. NCBI's taxonomy places the organism in Eukaryota, Fungi, Basidiomycota, Tremellomycetes, Tremellales, Cryptococcaceae. The record is from RefSeq and is a predicted model, not a curated record. Bases 1 to 477 code for a protein of 158 amino acids. The transcript has 4 exons.